AUGCCUCAACUAAACCCAAACCCCUGGCUUUUUAUCAUGAUCAUUUCAUGGUUAACCUUUUCCAUGAUUAUCCAACCCAAAGUCCUAACAUUCGUAUCAACUAACCCUCCAUCUAGCAAAACCCAUACUACACCAAGUACCACCCCCUGAACCUGACCAUGAACCUAA
Lonchura striata (white-rumped munia) is the source of this 168-nucleotide messenger RNA. The record is from the annotation of a RefSeq genome assembly. NCBI's taxonomy places the organism in Eukaryota, Metazoa, Chordata, Aves, Passeriformes, Estrildidae.